This is a messenger RNA of Diabrotica virgifera virgifera (western corn rootworm), 516 nucleotides long. RefSeq lists its product as uncharacterized. NCBI's taxonomy places the organism in Eukaryota, Metazoa, Arthropoda, Insecta, Coleoptera, Chrysomelidae. Bases 1 to 516 code for a protein of 171 amino acids. The record is from RefSeq and is a predicted model, not a curated record. The transcript has a single exon.
AUGGCAACUUUAGGUUCUAUUCGUAAUAUUGACUAUAAUAUUACUCACGCUAAGUUGAGAGUUGUUAAAAUUUUGCAUUACAUUUGUUUUUCCACUGAAGGUGAACCUCGAAAAACUAGAAAAGCUUUGCGUGCUUUUGCUGGUUUUCGCCUCGACGACACUUCGGCACAAUUUUUGAGUAAAUGUAACGAUGUAAGUGAAAAAUUUGAUCUUCCUGAUUUAAUUGCGAUAUGCCAAAUUCUUGAUUUGAAUUAUAAAAAUGAGAAGCAUGACGUGGUUGUUCGCAUUUGUUCCUUUUUGAAUACCUUCAUUAACGACGACGAAACUGAAGAUGACGAAGAGGAGGAUGACGUAUCAGAUAUAGACGAAGACGACGAAAGACGAAAGGAAGAAAAAAGACAACUGGAAGACGAAAAAAGACGAUUGCAAGAAGAAAAACUACGAUUGGAAGACGAAAGACGGGAAAAUGAUGAAAGACGAGAAAAAGAGAAACGACGAUUGGAAGAAGAAAGAUGA